AUGAAUUCCUCCUUUCGUAUUUCAUCGACUCGAAGAUCAUCAGGAUGUAAGAGUGAGUGUGAAUAACAUUUCUAAACAACUAAUGAAUGUAUGUUUUUUUUGUUCUACUAAUUCAAGUAUUAGCCAAAAAACCAAAAGAUAAGGAAAAAUUAGAAGAAACUGUUAUUCUUCUCAAAAUGCAAAUUAAUCUCUUGAAUGAUGAGAAUGUCAAACUUAGAUUUGAAAUACAACAUCUCCAAGUAAGUUAUAUUGCAAUUUCAUUUAGAAAUAAAUAGCUAUACAGGAAAAAACAUUGCAAAUGAACAAGAACUUCAAACUGUCUAAAAGCUCUAAACUCAACAAACCGAUUACAAAAGAACAUUGA
Molecule: messenger RNA, 364 nt
Organism: Paramecium octaurelia
Lineage: Eukaryota; Ciliophora; Oligohymenophorea; Peniculida; Parameciidae
Source: the annotation of a GenBank genome assembly